This is a messenger RNA of Didymella exigua CBS 183.55, 373 nucleotides long. RefSeq lists its product as uncharacterized. The transcript has a single exon. Gene Ontology annotation, cellular component: anaphase-promoting complex. The coding region runs from base 80 to 277 and encodes 65 amino acids. Gene Ontology annotation, biological process: anaphase-promoting complex-dependent catabolic process. NCBI's taxonomy places the organism in Eukaryota, Fungi, Ascomycota, Dothideomycetes, Pleosporales, Didymellaceae. The record is from RefSeq and is a predicted model, not a curated record.
UCAUUCUUGAUCUUGUUCCUUUUGUGAACCCACACUCCUUUUUACCACCCAAGUCGCCAUAGCUAUCAAGACCGUCAAGAUGCUCAGACGCCAGGCCACCGCCAUUCAGCUUACGCAGGCCGACAUCGAGGCCUACGAGGCCAACCGCCAGCGCAAGCUCUUUGAACAGCAGCAGGCGAAGUCAUCCCAGACCUCUACCGAGUCUUCCCAGAACUCUGAAAACAGCCAGCAGCUCCCUCAGAAGAGCAAGAAGGACCGCGUCCUGGGAAACCGGUGAUUGGGUAACGCGCCGUUCGACGCGUCUUCUUGGCCGACUCGCGCUGUUCACUUUUGAGAGCACACCGUGCAACAAUUUACGCAUCUUGACCCAACG